CUUGGGUGCCGCCUCGACUGUGCACGAUCUCGACAGCACAAUAUUUCUCCGCAUGUCACUUACAUUCUUGCACCUCUUCGCUCUUCCUCCCUUGUGACGGAGAUCCUUCUAGUCCUCGGCGCUCUGGAGCGCAAAGGACUUCCACCAUGCGUCUGCAUCUUCACAUCCUUCGAAAUGCUCUUCCUCCGGUCCAGAUUGUUUUCACCACGGGCACAGGCCCUUCAAGCCAUACGAGAGAGAGUGACUGCACCGUCGCAGAUCUGCUGGCUGAUGUGAACCACAUUGUACCACUGGAGUCCAGCGAUGGAGAGUGGGGUUUGGAAGAUUAUGUCGUUGAGGUUGCACCUGCUUCGUCUCCCUCUACAGCCCUGGUCGGCUAUGGAGGUGGCACAGGAAGAGUCGGGGCAAGACGAGGACAGACCCCUGGAGGUGCUGGAGGUUAUGAAUGCCUGCACUACGCUGCAAUAGAAGCGGUGUUAAGAGAGGAUGAUGAAGUUACAAUACGCCCGCUCAGUUCGGAGGAGUUGAGGGUUCGGCGCUUGGGCGGAAGACAUCAGAUCACUGGUGAUGGGAGACACUUGAUCGACGGAGUCAGCUUUGGUAGGAGGUGGCUCAGAGCUGGGACGGCGAGACCGGGCAUUCUCAUCCCUCCGAGGAAGAGACGGCGGAUGAUAACAGCAGAAGACGAGGAGAGCGACGAAGAUUUCAGACAGAUUCUGCCACCCAAUUGGGCCGGCAACGGACGCGACGACGGUGCUCUUGUGAGCCUCACCGGGUACGAUGAGGUUGAAGACGACGACGGCGACGACGACUACGACUACGAGGAAAGUGACGAUGACGAGAUGGAAGGCAAUGAACAGUCUGAUAGCGACGAGGCUGGAGAGGAGAAUCACCUGCAGAUUGCCAUCAGACAGGAUUUCGAUGACGCCGAUGCCGACGCCGAAUCUACAGAAGAUGAACUUCAGGGUUGGGAUCAGGACGUGGAAGAGCAGGAUGAGUCUCUUCUUACGGACAACGAUGACUUAUCUGAAGAAGUCAAGCUUAUACUCAGGAAUGCUGAACAAGCCGCUCGCGCUGGUGGUGGCUUUGCUUCACGGAAAGUGCUUCAAAGAACGCUCAAGAGAAAAAGAGACGUUGAUGAUGAGGAUGGAUACCGAUAUGACGAUGACACGUUUGAGGGUUUCUCUUCGCCUCAAAAAGGCCAUAAGAAGAAGGCCCUGGAGGUCGAGGACGACACCGAUAGCGUUACAUCUUCUUCUGGAUCUGACACGUCGUCUAGCGACUCCGAGAGUGACGACACAGAGACUAGAUCGAGUCCAGCAUUGGCACCUAACUCUAAUGGAGCCGACGCAAACUCCGAAUCCCAGUCCGAAAGCUCCUCUUCGGGCGCUGAUGACGAUAACAUUAGCAAAGACAUUGCCAUGGAAGAAGCAAAGAAGCGAGUGUUGGCUUUGAUGAGUGGUUUCGGAAAGGAAGAGCCGAGUGAGGCUGGCGAGGAUGAAUCUUCUGCACAGAUGAAAGUGAACGAGCACGAAGAUACAGGCCUAUUCGAUGACGAUGAGACAUCUAGCUCCGGGGAGGAUUCCACUGAUACGCAGACUUCGGAUUCGGAGGACGGUAGCGACUCUGAAUCUGAAACUUCUGAUUCGGAAUGUGAGAACGAUAAAGAAGUUGAUGAAAGAAAGCGAAGACGGGUCUCUGCAAAACAAGCACGACCUACUGAAACACUCAAGUCGAUACAACUCACUGGAGAGCACCCCGAAGUUUCUCCUGGCCAAGGGUUAUCAAGAACUCAUAGGAACAAUGAGAGGGCGAAAAGGAGAAGGAAAUUGGCGUACUUGAAAGCCAGUGGUGUACUCCCUCCCGAAGCUGACUUCAAGGCUUUGGCCGAAUACGAAAAUGCUCAAAACAAGUCCAGCACGGUAGCCCAGGCCGAUGCGGCAGCUUCCGAGGUCCCUGGACCGGUCAUAGCGACUGUGAACGAAGUCGUCGCGAUUACAGGGACCGUCGAGCCGGUGGUAAACGCAGUCUCGCUACAUGAUACCACAGAAGCCGAAGUGGUUCGGGACGAUGCUACCACAGAGACGCCUAGACCUAUCCAGCGUGAUGAGCCGGAGCCGGAGCCGACCGUGCAGUCAACUUCCAAAAGGGCCAGGCUAGACUUGGCAAGCUCUCGAAGAAUGCUGUUUUCCUCACUUGGCUUAAGAACACCGAAGACCAAAGAGGCCGAGCAGGCACUGAGGGAGAAGCUUUCGAACUCCGCCAGACCUGCCACACGAGUUGCAGGUUCUACCAAAGAAGCCUCUCCGAGUUCACAUACAAUCACCGAAGACUGGGAUUCCUGGAGGGACAAACUGGUAGUUUCAGCCGUAGAAUGUGAAGGCGAAGGAGGAUUACUGGAACCUCCACCAUUUCCCUUUCAGCAAGGCUGGAUGAGACGCAAUGGCAACAACAACAACAACAACAGAAAGCGCAAAUUACGCGACCAGGAUCAUUAUUAUCACGACAGGAACGACCAAUCGCAAGAUAACAACGAGAUGGCAGAUAAUCCUGUCGUUACUACGCUGAACUACGAUGACGAACCAAAACAGGUACCGACUGAAGCUUCUAGCGAAUUAAAAACGAUACAACAGAUUUCAGCAAAGAUGUGCGAUAAUUUUGAGAAUCUCCCAGCUCUGCAGAAAGACGAUGCCGUCCCUGGUGCAAUCAUUGCCUACAAAGAAUUGCACGUGGAUGCGUCAACAAAUUGGCAACCUGAGAUUUCCUCAUAUCGUGUUGGCGAGAUUACUCAAGCUGAUCCUUAUGGAACUAUUCAACUCAAGCUAGACCCGAGCUCUCGGGAGACGGGCUCGAGGACCGCAAUCGAUGAUGUUGAAGGGCAAAAGAAACAUGGAUUCGAGAUCACGGAUAACGAGGCCGAGGAGGCAGAUGAUGGCAGCCGUGAAGUCCAAUUCUCAGAUUUGAUAUCUGCCAAGCUCGUCAAGGCUUCCGCGGUAGAAGUCCCUGAGAGUAGUCUUAUGAAUAAAGUUGGGCUACAUGGUGGUGACUGUUCCCUUUCAUCAAAUGAUGAGCCUUUUGCAGUGGUGCCAGAAUCAGCCGAGCGAGGCGUCGAUACGCAAGAAAGCGAAGGUCAUCAGAUCACUGUCGAAAUCGACACUCCUCGUCGACAAGAAAUCACUGCGAUGAUCAGAGAUGCAGGUUUUGAUUCUGCAUUAGACGACCAGAUACUAGCCCCGAUGAGGACGCUUGAUCAGCAACUUCGGGCGUCUCAAAGUCCUGUUGGCGAAUCGAGUGCGGCCCCGGAUGAAAAUUCUCACGGCCAUCGCAAACGAUCUCCAGGCUUGGACUUUGUCUCAUCCGGUAACCGUCGAUCUUCCGAACUCGGGGGCGAACCCUCUGUUGCUCUUGCAGACAAUGCUAACCCUAGUUCGGAGCCGGAUAUGGCGCCCGCAUCUUCGUCACCAUUCAUCCAUACACAAGAAACUGUGGAGUACCCACAUAUAUCACAGAUGGACAUUGGCUCUUCUGGAGGAGCACCAAAGAACAACAACAGCAGCUCACACCAGGACGCCCAGAAGCUUUCUCCCGCUCCGGCCCUAGAAUCUUUUUCUAGCUUCGAACAAAGCAAAGUUGAAAAUGCUGUGGACAAUGCAGUCAAUGCCAGUGAGGAGGGUGGUUUCAACGACAAAUACGAGUCGUCAGUCGGUGUACAGGAGUCCGUCGCACCCAACAGCCAAGACGAGGGAGAGUCCGAUAAUAGUGGUGGAAGGUCUGGCCCAUCCCAAAGGGCUUCGACUUCUGAAUCUCUGGGCUCGGAAGUGCCCCAAUCUCAGUCUCAAUCACAACCACAGCAGCAAUCUUUUUUAGGCGGAACUGGUCACGAUGGACACGAUUCAUCGUACCAUGACGGCAGCGACGAUGCUUACAGCAGUGACGACCUUCCAUCCUUGAGUGAAAUCACUUCGAGUCAAAUUUCUCGCCGUGGUCCCCCUCCUGCCAUCAAAAAAACCACCCGUUCGAGCUUGAGGACAUCAUCACCCGUGCAGACGAGGAAAUCUCUUCGUACCGCCGCCGCGGUGGUGAAUGGAAGAUCAUAUCAGAAGAGCAAGCCGACGCCGCCGCCGCAGGGCGGUAGUAGUAGCCCGGCGGCACCUGAACAACCGGCAGCGUCCCCCUCACCAAGCGAGGACGAAUUAAAACUCUCCCAAAGUCGGGAACCGAGAAUGUCGCAGAUUCCCCCCACGGCAACACCGAUCGUCGAUCUUACUGUCGAGAGUGAAGUGUCGGGUCCUCCGCAAAAGUCACAUCGCCAAGGAGGCGACUAUGACGACGGUGGUGAAUUGCAUGAGAACGAGAGUAGUAGGGUCAAGAGGAAAGAGUUUCCAACAAUCAACGGACACGGGCGGCACUCGCCGGGGGCGACGAACAAGACGGCGGGCAGAAAAUCCAGUUCGAGUGGCGUGGGAAAUAGGAGGUUUCUAACGACCAAGAAGAGGAAUUACUUUUGAGAACUCACACAGUAAGUAGGCUCACAUGGGCUUGAGAACGGUGGCCUCGUCCUGUGCCCAUGGGAGACAGGCCUCGGGUACGGAUUUUCGGGAGUUUGCAAAACCUCUUCUCAUAUCUUCUUGUAUUGCUACGGAAAUUGUAUGUGGUCGGUCACUCGGCGACAUAUACUUGAGUACCCAAGUACUGGAAGAAGGGUACCUAAUAUACAUACUCUGUACGUGCCUCAAGGGUACAUGAUAAUAUUACUAUUCU
This is a messenger RNA of Exophiala oligosperma, 4761 nucleotides long. RefSeq lists its product as uncharacterized. The record is from RefSeq and is a predicted model, not a curated record. The coding region runs from base 147 to 4508 and encodes 1453 amino acids. Lineage: Eukaryota; Fungi; Ascomycota; Eurotiomycetes; Chaetothyriales; Herpotrichiellaceae. The transcript has a single exon.